Dioscorea cayenensis subsp. rotundata (Guinea yam) is the source of this 1408-nucleotide messenger RNA. RefSeq names its product ASC1-like protein. The record is from RefSeq and is a predicted model, not a curated record. Gene Ontology annotation, biological process: ceramide biosynthetic process. The transcript is spliced from 6 exons. Gene Ontology annotation, cellular component: endoplasmic reticulum; membrane. Gene Ontology annotation, molecular function: sphingosine N-acyltransferase activity. NCBI's taxonomy places the organism in Eukaryota, Viridiplantae, Streptophyta, Magnoliopsida, Dioscoreales, Dioscoreaceae. The coding region runs from base 129 to 1055 and encodes 308 amino acids.
AUUAUAAUGUCUCUCUUCUCGCAAAUUGAUUUCGCAGCUUUCGCUUGUGAUUUCGAUUUCGUUUCCAGUUUUCCCCCAAUUUUUUCCAUCGAAUCCUAACGAGCUUCUCUAGUUUUCGAUUUCAAUCCAUGGGUUCCGCAGAUGUGCUGCGACUUGUGGAUUGGGAGGCGGAAUCAUAUCCUGUUUAUGAGGACUUUGCUGCUCUUCCGUUCUUGGUCGCCUUCUUCCCCACUGUUCGAUUUCUUCUUGAUAAAUUCGUCUUUGAGAAAGCGGCACGGCGACUUGUUAUUGGGAAGGGGCAUGAAAAGCUUGAUCUUGAAACAAAAGAACGGAGAAAAAAGAUCAAUAAAUUCAAGGAAUCAGCCUGGAAGUGUGUCUAUUUUCUUUCUGCUGAGUUUCUUUCCCUGUAUGUUACGUAUGAUGAGCCAUGGUUCAAAAAUACCCGUUACUUUUGGGUGGGACCUGGAGAUCAAGUUUGGCCUGACCAAAAAUAUAAAUUGAAGCUUAAGGGCGUUUACAUGUUUGCUGCUGGAUUUUACACCUACUCCAUAUUUGCUUUGAUAUUUUGGGAAACAAAACGUGCAGAUUGGGGUGUUUCAAUGUCCCAUCAUGUUGCAACUGCCAUUCUUAUAAUGUUGUCUUAUAUUUUCAGAUUUGCACGUGUUGGCUCGAUUGUUUUAGCCCUUCAUGAUGCUUCUGAUGUAUUUCUAGAGGCAGGAAAGAUGUCCAAGUACACUGGCUGUGAGCCACUGGCUGUUGUUAUGUUUCUACUUUUUGUUACUUCAUGGGUGCUAUUCCGCCUCAUAUGCUUCCCAUUUUGGGUCAUUCGAAGUACCAGCUAUGAAGUGGUCUUGACUUUAGACAAGGAGAAGCACAAGGUGGAAGGACCGAUUUAUUAUUACAUUUUCAAUUCCCUUUUGAUCUCAUUACUUGUUCUUCACAUCUAUUGGUGGGUUUUAAUCUUCCGGAUGCUUGUGAAGCAAAUCCAAUCCCGAGGACAUGUCGGGGAUGAUGUUCGUUCCGAUUCCGAAGAUGAAGAAGAACAUGAAGAUUGAGAAUUGAAUCAAAUCAAUUACUUCAACAUGGUUAGACGUGAAUUCCCAUUGCGGCAGGUUCUUCAACAUUCUCGAUUAUAUUGUGAUCGCUUUAGCGAUCUCGAUUUGUUGCAUUGGAUGCUUAGAAAAACUUCAUGAGAUUCUGUAGUUUUGAUAGUUAAUUUUUAGCAGAUUAACCUCAGCUAGGUGCACAACUAGUUGGGACCUCAUUUUCCCUCCAUUUAUGUAAGUCUCAAUUAAUGACCACUUUUCAUUGAGAUGCUCAUCAUUGGUUUGAUUUUGUAUAUUAAUUUCAGAAACAUACUGUUCAAGAGAAUUAGUGAAAAUUUACUUAUUAUGAAAAAUCAUUAUUU